Messenger RNA from Annulohypoxylon truncatum, 5190 nucleotides. RefSeq names its product P-loop containing nucleoside triphosphate hydrolase protein. The coding region runs from base 216 to 4544 and encodes 1442 amino acids. The record is from RefSeq and is a predicted model, not a curated record. Gene Ontology annotation, molecular function: helicase activity; mRNA binding. The transcript is spliced from 2 exons. Gene Ontology annotation, biological process: mRNA splicing, via spliceosome. Lineage: Eukaryota; Fungi; Ascomycota; Sordariomycetes; Xylariales; Hypoxylaceae. Gene Ontology annotation, cellular component: catalytic step 2 spliceosome.
UUACAUAUCAAAUCAACAACACCAACGCGACAAGGCUGAGAAUUUUAAGAAGGCAUUUGCGCCACAACGUGAAACCAACUAUUCCUACAACCAAGUUCUAUCCCAGUAUAUACGACACCUAUCUGAAAGAACUUCAUGAAUGUACCGUCCAAGCUUGUAAGCUAGGCAUAAUUCUGCUCGGCACCUCGCCAGGGUCUCUAGGCAAUCUGUGAGCCAUGCCGACCGCAAAGCGCCUCAAGAAAAGUGACGCAAAGUCCAAGUCACGCGACACUGAACCACGACCUACCAUUGCCGACUUAGAGGGCGAGAGCGAAUUUGCCCAACUUGCGAGACAGCAUUGGUUGAAGACUACCAAGCGAACUACGAGAAUUAAAGUCAAGAACGACGUAUUGAAGCGCGACAUAUGGGAUGUCCUCGAAAAGAAUGGCUUCCCCUACAAGUCAUUACUUGUCCUUGAAGGACUACAAACACUUGAGAGCUACCUAUGGCCUGGAUAUUCCGAAGACUCGUCGAAUUUCCACGUCCUCUUAAUAGCCCUGAUCACCAAUGUCAAGGCAAGAGAGAGGCUUGAGACAUGGAGUCUAUUUGAAGAUCGACCUGCCGAGUUUGAAAGCUUCUUCACUCGUGUUUUAUCCAUGUGUCUCGACCACACACUAUCCAUGACUGUACGGACGAACCUUCUAUGCUUUAUCAUCUAUGCUUUCCAGAGCCUGGAUUGGUCGAGCGUACGUAACAAGUGCGCUUCGUUAGUUUCCAUCGGUAUCUGGCACAACCUCACCGAGUCGAAGCGUGAAAGCAAAUUGGCACAAAACCCAUCGCCCAAGAAAGCCUGGAGAGCGGCGGCCAAGCGAUAUGACUCGGCAGAUGAUUCGACCAAAGCUCGAUUGAAGUUUGAGAGAGCUUGGCUAUACACUAUGACGUUGGACUUUCUCAAGUUACUAUAUAGCGAGAAACGGAAGGAAGAGCAUGUGCUCUAUUGCGAACGAUUCGUCGAGUUCAUCUCGGACUUGUUGAGUCAAAGCCCAACAAGACGAUACACGAACACUUUGUUCCAGGACCUACACAUCUUACCCGCUCUACGACUCUCCCCCAUGUUUAACGACGAAGACAAUGGUUUGCUUCGUGACCAAUAUGCUCUAUUGAGUCACUACUUCUAUUUUACUAUUGACGAUUACACGGGAGUCCAACAUAGUCGUACAGAGGCAUAUGAUCUGCACUGUGCCGAGCUCGCGAAACUCCAACGCGUGGCCUUACGCCACUUCAAGGAUAAGCUUACAGUAUUAGCUUUGUCCAAUUAUGGAUCUAUAGGUAAAAGGGAUGAGCUUGAGAAUCUCCUAGAAGCUCUAACAGAUGAGGAGAUCAAGAGGCUUGCGACCUUGCUUGAGUUUAGAACGGAAUACCCAGAGUCAGUUGGUAUUCCCAUCGAUCGGCCAUUUUUAAUUGAGGUGCUCUUGUCUACCUACGAGAAGCGCCAGACAUUCCAAGAAGUUGUCCGAGAUACAAGUAUUCUUCCGACUGAAGCCAGUCUUUUUGACCAAGGUCUGCUGAGGACGGAUAAUUAUGAUGGGUCAACACCCCUUGCGCUUCCUAAGCUGAAACUCCAGCACCUGUCGGUUGGAGAUUUCCUUUGGAGGGCUCUCGUUCUUUAUCGAUGCGAGUCCUUCUAUGGUAUCAGAAAAGAUAUCAGUGAUGCGCUGAGACGACUAAGACCGGAGACAAACCGUUCCGGAGAGACGACGUUUACCGGCUUUUCAAGGAUGGCACUACCGAUAUCUCGCCCGUCCAUCUUGGAGGUGGUGCCUGCUCUUGUUGGUGAUGACAAGCCGUCUGCAGUCAAUGCCGAGAUUUCGCUCGACGUGCGUCGACUUGCCGACAAUAUUCGCAGAGAAUGGGAUUCAUUGCGUCCAGACGAUGUCGUUUUCCUUGUUGCAGUGGAUGCUUCCCUCUCGAAAAGUAUCUCGAAUGGAAACGCCAAAAACAUUUCCGAAGCAGAGAAGCUGGGACUAAUCUCUGUGAGAAGUGCAGAGAUUUCCCAGAUCAUGGAUGAUAAGGGUAAAUCUAUCAGAGAUCCUACUGCUUACUUUGGCGGCCAGAAUCGGUCUCCGACAAGAAAGGUACAGCUCAGAUUGGACCCGAAGACAUAUAAGGAAGAUAUGGAUCGUGUUUCGAAUAGCAAGCCAGACGUAUAUGAACGGAUUAAUUUGAUCGUUCGGCGAAGCGGCAGAGAGAACAACUUCAAGCCGGUUCUAGAGUCUAUUCGUAGCCUGUGUCUUUCCGAAGUCCCCCUCGCCUCGUGGCUAUAUGAGACCUUCCUCGGUUAUGGAGACCCUGCCGGCGCCACGUAUAAACAUCUAGCAAAUCGGAUCGCGAAGCUCGAUUUCAGGGACACUUUCUUAGAUUGGCAACAUCUCGUUACAGGUCUGCCUGAUAAAACUAUUGAGCCAGGAGAUGAUGUGACGGAGAGCUUCGGUCCUCCUUACAUGCUAGAGUCAGUGGAUAGGCCACCAGAACAGAAAACCGUCAAGCCUUCCAAAAAGCGAAGAAGGGGUGUAGAGCCUGCGUUAAUUGCUGAAGCCGAGACGUAUAAAGUGUCGACAUACAAGCCGCCCAACACUGGGCCGUAUCCUGUUGAUGCUCCGAAGCUAAACAGCGUUCGUUUCACACCUGCUCAAAUUGACGCCAUAAUAUCAGGAACCCAGCCUGGACUUACUGUUAUUGUUGGUCCGCCUGGCACUGGUAAGACGGAUGUUGCGACUCAAAUCAUCAACAACAUCUACCACAACUUUCCCGAGCAACGCACAUUGCUUAUCGCUCACUCCAACCAGGCCUUGAACCAGCUCUUUGCGAAGAUUGUCGCUCUGGACAUUGACGAACGUCACCUUCUCCGCCUCGGUCAUGGCGAGGAAGAUCUCGAUACUGAUGGUAGUUUCAGUAAACAUGGGCGGGUUGAGUCUUUCUUCGAGAUCAGAGAUCGUUAUCUAAAAGAAGUCAACCGCUUAGCAGCUAGUAUGGGUGCUCCCGGUGCUCACGGGAACUCCGCUGAGACGGCAGGGUAUUUCAACUCUGUCUAUAUUCAACCAGCCUGGGCCAAAUUUCAAGAGAUAGCAAAGGCCGAUAGUUCAUCGCCGACUCUUAUCUCUGAAGCUUUCCCAUUCCACAACUAUUUCUCUGAUGCCCCCCAGCCUCUAUUCCCUCCAGAGAGCAAUCGAGACACCGUCAUCGAUAUAGCAAAUGGCUGCUAUCAUCACGUGUCGAAAAUAUUCUCUGAGCUAGAAGAUGUCCUGCCAUUCGAAAUCCUACGACGAGACCGAGAUAAGGCCAAUUACCUUCUCAUUAACGAAGCUCGCAUCGUCGCUAUGACGGCGACACAUGCUGCAAUGCACCGUACCGAGAUUGCUGCACUCGGCUUCCAUUAUGACAAUGUCGUUAUGGAAGAGGCAGCUCAGAUCACUGAAGUUGAGAGUUUCAUCCCUUUGGCUAUGCAAAAGCCUGAGGGUGGACAGAUGGCGCUUCAGAGGGUCGUUCUUUGCGGUGACCAUUACCAGAACUCACCUGUCAUACAGAGUCUCGCCUUUAGACAUUACGCCAACCUUGAGCAAUCGCUUUUCUACCGAUUUAUCCGCUUACGAGUACCAGUCAUCACCCUCGACCAGCAAGGCCGUGCUCGUCCAUCUAUCGCCGCAUUAUAUCAGUGGAGAUACCCCAACCUUGGUAACCUCCCACAUGUUGAGAGUAUGAAGGAAUUUCAGACUGCCAAUGCCGGGUUCAAAUAUGAUUACCAGUUCAUCAAUGUUCCCGACUAUAAGGGUCGUGGAGAAGUCGAGCCGACGCCACAUUUCAUCCAGAACCUAGGCGAGGCGGAAUACGCCGUUGCCAUAUUCCAGUAUAUGCGACUUCUAGGAUACCCAGCGUCAAAGAUCAGCAUCCUUGCUACUUAUGCCGGCCAGCGAGCCCUGAUUAAAGAUGUGCUAUCCCACCGGUGUGCGAAGAAUGCGAUAUUCGGUUUGCCUAAAGUAGUGACUACCGUCGACAAGUAUCAAGGCGAACAAAACGAUUAUAUCAUUCUCUCACUCACGCGCACAUCGAGGGUCGGUUAUCUCCGAGACAUUCGACGCCUGACUGUAGCACUUUCUCGUGCCCGGCUUGGCUUGUACAUCCUUGGGCGAAGAGAGGUAUUCGAGGCGUGUUACGAGCUGCGCCCCGCUUUCGAGCUAUUACUUCAGCGACCAGACAAACUUACUCUCGCAACUGGUGAGAUGUGGCCCUCAGAGCGCAUCCAAGCGGAAGAAGACGGAACUGCUGUACCGGGUGAAGCAACGAUGGAGGGCGUUGAGCAUCUGGGCCAGUUCGUCUAUGAAAUGACGUCAACUAAGAUUAAGCAAAUGCGUGCGGAGCGCGGCUUGCCGGAAGCAGCAGGACCCGUCGAACAGGAAUUGAAGCCCAUCGCAGAAGAUGACGAAGUUGGUUAUGUUGAAGCGAGCGAUGAGGAAGAUGACGAUGAUGUGGUGGUGCCGAGUGAUGGUGUCGAAGCCGCGGAGGCGUAGUCAUGAAGCAACUUCGGAAGGAUCACGAGUCGAUUAUAGGGCAUUAUGACAUGGGUGAAUUUGUUUGCAUGGAUGGGUGGUGUGCUAUUGACGACCUUGACAUGGAACAUGAGGAAGUAGGUCCUUGUACGUCGAUCUGGAGGACUCACAGAAAAGUUACAUUCACAACGUACAAUGGGUAAAGGCGAAUUCAAGUAAACUGGAUACCGUUGCUUCCUCGACGAUCUCUGCUAUACACAAAUGCAUUAUAUAUGUCCAAUAUUCGUGCAGUGACUAGAGACUAACUUACGAGGCAGCUUUUUCAUAUUUCCGACGAGAGCAUCUCAUCUCGUAGGUACGUACGUAUUUGCGAGGUAAGUACCUGAGUAUCUUAUAUUGAACGGGCACAAAUGUUCAAAUUAUACCUAGACACCUCCACUGCUGAGAUAUCGUACCAAUGAUAGCCCUGAGCCGCUUGGCCGGUUAGGGCUGCAAACGGGGCUUCACCGUGGCUCUGGUCCCGCCAAUCUCACUGGGGUAGAUCCUAAGCACCGGCAACCGUUGGGCUUCCUUUAGCAAGACAUUUUAAGACUAGCCACACCCGGUAUCGUGUAACUGGGCGUAUUAAUAGCCCAGAGGUCUUAUGACGAAAUUCCCUUUCUCCAAG